AUGUUGGCUUCGCAGUUUCUGAUGCUGACGGAGGCGGCCGGCAAGACCGACGGCAACUCGACGUUUUUGAAACCGCUCAUGAGCCCGGCCUACCAGAUUGUCCGCGCAGAUGGGAGCAGAGAGACGCCGAGCACCUACACCGCACCCAACCUCAGCAGCUACGAGGUCUUUGGCGCCAUAGCCACGGAACCCGACCCUGACGUGCUUGUGGUUCGAUAUUACGUCGCUUCGAACGAGACGCUGCAUGGCAAGCAGCUUAACACGAGCCGGCGGCCACGGCUGACGGUUUUUGCGCGGGGCGCGGUGGAGGGCGACGAGGGUGGGGCGAAUGCGAGCUGGAAGCUUGUCAGCCACGCCGGCUUCAACGAGCCGAUGGUGCUCGAGUGCGACCGCGGCGACGACGACCCCAGCACGCCGCCGCAGGGCCCCGCGGCGGCCCUUGGCGUGCGGGUCAUCCGGGAGUGGAUGGCGGCGGUGCGGGACGGCAGGCAGCUGGACACGAUCAACAACGAGAUCCAGGUCCAAUUCGCAAACGGCAGCGGCUUCGCGAGGCGGAAAGAGAUCGCCCCGAUAAAGCCGAUGCCGAUCGACGGGUACACGCGGCUGAUCGCGACGCGCAGCGGCCGGCUGCUGGUGCUGUCGUACUACGCGACCAGCCGGGUCGCCACGCGCGGCCGGCCGCACCUAACGGUGUUCCUGGAGGACGGCGGGCCGCUGGCGGGAAACUGGUCCAUGUGA
This is a messenger RNA of Monoraphidium neglectum, 738 nucleotides long. RefSeq lists its product as hypothetical. NCBI's taxonomy places the organism in Eukaryota, Viridiplantae, Chlorophyta, Chlorophyceae, Sphaeropleales, Selenastraceae. The coding region runs from base 1 to 738 and encodes 245 amino acids. The record is from RefSeq and is a predicted model, not a curated record. The transcript is spliced from 4 exons.